GAAUUUAUUUUCUUUUCAUUUGUAAAAUAAUAAUUGUCCGAUUAAAAAAUAAUAAUCAUGCAAUAUGAGCUUAAAGCCAGUAUUAGAGUGAUUGCAUUAUAUUUUUUAUUACACUAAUUACUUUGCUUGAACUAAUGUAAAGGUGGAUUAAUGUUUAAGUAUAGCUAAUAAAUUCAUUAUUAAAUAAAAUAAUAAAAAUAUUUCGUAUUGAUUAUAAUUAAAAAAAAAAAAAAAAAAAACAAAAACAAAGAAUCAGUUACAAGAGUCAAAAGAUCAACGAGUUUCGCGGGCAAUUACUUUUCGCGUUUCAGAAGGCAAAACAAAAGCCAGGCAUUCAAUGAGGAAAUUAUCUUUUCAAGAUCCGUGUUGAAUGCUAACAAAUUCGCAUUAAAACUAACUAAAAAUCGUUUCUUCUUUUACAUAUUCUUUUGCAGUUUUUAUCAAUUCAAUUCAACAACGUACCUUAUAACUAAAGAGCAACUUAGACAAAAUCCACUAAAAUUCCGGCAAGUUACGCAAUCAUAUUUUUGAUCGCCGGCGUGCUCUGUCGCUCUGGCGAACGUCGUUUUGUUACCAUUGUUUGAAUACGACUGGAGCAAGCAGAUUAGCUUCUUUUAUUACAGUCACAAUUUCAAUGUCAAAAAAGCCAGAUUCAAAAACCGUCGUGUUACUGAAUAUGUGAUGAAUAGUAGAGGAUUUCACUGGUUAAUGAUUGAUGGUAUACACAGAUUGACGAUCUGCAGAUUUGCUGUUCUGAACCAGUGAUUGGUUUGUGGAGUUGAGAAUUUUAGGGUGAUGGAGUGUGGUGAUGGUUCUGUAUUGGAAGAGCCUCAGGAGCUUGCAGAAGCUGCUUCUUCACGGAAGUCGCCAGAAUCACCUCCAAUGCAGAUCUCAGUGAAUACAAAGUCUCCUAAGUAUUUAAGAUCACCUAAUUCCCCAAAGUCCCUUAGCUACCAAAAGGCACCUGGGAAAUUUAUUACAGGUAAAGGAAGUCCAAGCAAGGGGAGCCCAGUCAAGAAUGAGAGACAUUCACAUUCUCCAAUAGAUGGUCGCCCCAAGAAAGGUGGCUCGGGUGGUAAAGGGACAUGGGGAGGACUGCUUGAUACAGAAUGCGAUUACUCUCUUGAUCCCAAGGACCCAAACUAUGAUAGUGAGGAAUAUGAUCACAAAAGCAGGACAAAAUUGAUAGUAGAUUUUGAGGAGUACAAGAAGAAGGUUACAGUAAUAGUGGAAGAAUAUUUUGCAACUGAUGAUGUUGUUUCAACUGCCAAUGAAUUGAGAGAACUUGGAGUGCCAAGCUAUAACUAUUAUUUCAUAAAGAAACUUGUCUCUAUGUCUAUGGAUAGGCAUGACAAAGAGAAGGAAAUGGCUGCUAUUCUUAUCUCUGCUCUUUACGCUGACAUCAUUGAUCCUUCACAAGUGUACGAAGGGUUUACUAAAUUGGUGGAGUCUGCGGAUGACUUAAUCGUAGAUAUACCUGACACUGUUGAUAUUCUUGCAUUGUUUAUUGCUAGAGCUGUGGUUGAUGACAUACUACCCCCUGCAUUCAUUAAGAAAGAAAUGGCUUCUUUACCUGCAGAUUCUAAAGGGAUUGAUGUGCUAAAAAGAGCCGAAAAGAGCUAUCUAGCAGCUCCUCUUCAUGCGGAAAUUAUUGAGCGCCGAUGGGGAGGAAGCAAGAACAAAACAGUUGAGGAUGUGAAGGCUAAGAUAAACAAUUUGCUGGUAGAGUGUAUAGUGAGCGGUGACAAGAAAGAGGCUUGCAGAUGCAUCAAGGAUUUAAAAGUUCCCUUCUUCCAUCACGAAAUAAUUAAACGGGCUCUUGUAAUGGCAAUGGAAAGGCAGCAGGCUGAAGGUCAGCUACUAGAAUUGCUGAAGGAUGCUGCUGAAAAAGGUUUCAUUAAUACAAGCCAAAUAACAAAAGGAUUUAACCGGGUUAUAGAUGCCGUUGAUGAUUUGUCGCUUGACAUCCCAAAUGCACGGGGAAUAUUGCAGUCUUUAAUUUCCAAGGCUGCAUCAGAGGGAUGGUUAUGUGCUUCAUCUUUGAAGUCACUCUCAGUAGCACCAGUUACACAACCUUUACAAGAUAGUGCUGCCAAAAUCUUCAAGGCAAAGGCUCAAUCUAUUGUUCAAGAAUAUUUCUUGUCUGGUGAUAUGUCAGAGGUCAGUAGUUGUCUCGAAUGUGAGAACAGUAAUAGUUCUCCUGAACUGAAUGCUACCUUUGUCAAAAGAUUGAUAACUCUCGCAAUGGAUAGAAAAAAUAGGGAGAAGGAAAUGGCUUCUGUUUUGCUGUCAUCUUUGUGUUUCCCAGCAGAUGAUGUUGUGAAUGGAUUUGCUAUGUUGAUAGAAUCUGCAGAUGAUACUGCUUUGGAUAACCCAGUCGUUGUUGAGGAUCUCGCGAUGUUUUUAGCUAGAGCAGUGGUGGAUGAAGUGUUAGCCCCACAACAUUUAGAAGAAAUCGGAAGCCAGUUUUUAGGGCUAGAAUCAAUCGGGAGUAAGGUUCUUCAAAUGGCAAAGUCAUUGCUAAAGGCUCGACUAUCAGGUGAGCGAAUUCUACGGUGUUGGGGUGGUGCAGGAAGCAGUAGGCCUGGAUGGGCAGUUGAGGAUGUCAAGGAUAAAAUUGGGAAGUUACUGGAGGAGUUCGAGUCCGGAGGGGACAUCAGGGAAGCCUACCGCUGCAUAAAAGAAUUAGGCAUGCCAUUUUUUCACCAUGAGGUGGUUAAAAAGGCACUUGUGACUAUCAUUGAGAAGAAGAGUCGAAGAUUGUGGGGGUUACUCGAAGAGAGUUUCCAUUCUGGGCUCAUAACCUCAUAUCAGAUGAUGAAAGGUUUUGGAAGGGUAGCAGAAUCUCUUGAUGACUUGGCUCUUGAUGUGCCGGAUGCUGAGAAACAAUUUGUACAGUAUGUUGAGAAAGCUAAAAUUGCAGGGUGGUUGGAUUCCUCAUUUUGUUGCAAUAAAUCAGGACAUACUGUAGAGAAUGGCAACUCUCAGUGAUACUGGGUUUUGUGAUCUUCUAUUGUUGCUUCACAACUCCCUGAUCAAAAGUACUAAGAAAAUUACCAGAUGGAUCUUAUUUGGUUUCUGUCCGUUUGUUCUGCAAAACUGUCAUCUUCUAUUGCAGGAUUCAUAAACAUUUUGACAGGCUUCUCAUUGCUUAAAGAGGGCUUGACACUCUUUUAUAGUGAUGACAAUUUAUACAUUCUCAAUGUUAAUUUCUUUAGGAGUAUAAAAGAAACAAUACAAGUUGUAGUUUAUAUCUUAAUCUGUCCCUUAUAUUAUUGUAUUAGUAUGAAUAGUGUAUCAUUCUAUAUAAUGAGUAAUUAGUGUUCUUAUGAUUU
Messenger RNA from Ricinus communis (castor bean), 3335 nucleotides. RefSeq names its product MA3 DOMAIN-CONTAINING TRANSLATION REGULATORY FACTOR 2. The transcript is spliced from 5 exons. The coding region runs from base 796 to 2991 and encodes 731 amino acids. Gene Ontology annotation, biological process: negative regulation of DNA-templated transcription. The record is from RefSeq and is a predicted model, not a curated record. NCBI's taxonomy places the organism in Eukaryota, Viridiplantae, Streptophyta, Magnoliopsida, Malpighiales, Euphorbiaceae.